Molecule: messenger RNA, 3868 nt
Organism: Dendrobium catenatum
Lineage: Eukaryota; Viridiplantae; Streptophyta; Magnoliopsida; Asparagales; Orchidaceae
Product: protein phosphatase 2C 32
Exons: 4
Coding region: 799-3690 (963 amino acids)
Biological process (GO): protein dephosphorylation
Molecular function (GO): protein serine/threonine phosphatase activity
Source: RefSeq, a predicted model, not a curated record
CAAAGUCCAACCUAUUUGAAAACCCCAAGAAAGAGACCCCUCCUCCAAGCGUACAGGCUACAAUUAUAUUCCCCCCUUCUCUCUUCAACCUCUUCUCCCUAUUUCAGACUGAAGGAAGCAAUCAUUCUCAUCCAUUUCUCUAGUUUCUGCUGUACAAAACCAACUCCACUUAUUUCCGCCUCCCAUUUUGACUUCUUCCCUAUUGUGCCAGCUCAUUCUCUGAAAAAAAUUGCAUCUUGGCUUGACUCUCCCCUUCCCUUUCAUCUCGUCUGGGUUUUCUUGAUUUCUUCCUUUUGAGCCGUCACUUGGUUUGCUUUUUUCCUCUUCUUGUCGUCUGCGCUUGCUUGAUUUUGAUUGUUCUUUUUUUCUUGUCGGGGUUUGGGCUUGUAGAUCUGUUCGCGGAGGUCUCCGAUCCGCGGUUUCAGUAGAGCGAGUCAGUCAAUGGGAGUCGCCAUUGCUAAACCUUUACUCCUUGUUUAGGUCUAUAUCUUGACUAUUUCUGCAGUGAAAGCUGAUGAAUUCGAUUGGGUUUGUUUUGUAUGCGGGUGCGAUAGCUUGUUAGGAUUCUGAUAUCUAGGCUUUGUGCCUCCACUACUUAUGAUGCAAGAAUACCGGGAGAGGAUUCUGCGGGUUAAGGGAUUUUUUGGUUUUUUGCGGCGGCUUUCAUCGCCGUCGGCGGUGACCUCGCUGCUUACGUGCUGCUGCUUCUAUAGAGCCGUCGGGGCGCUCAUCCAUUCUGGCUUUUCUUUGAUAGAGUUAUCAUCGGUUCUGGAUCGUUUAUGCUUUGCUAGAUAGGGUAUGGGAAACAGCAGUUCUCGGGUCAUUGGUUGCUUCGUGCCUUCAGGCAAUGGAAAUGAUGGAAACAAUUUGGAGUUCUUAGAGCCCUUAGAUGAAGGGCUUGGCCAUUCCUUCUGUUAUGUUAGGCCAGUGAUCGUCGACUCUCCCGCUCUAACUCCAUCCACUUCUGAGAGGUACACUGUAGAUUCAAGUAACCUCAGUUCUGAGAUACAGAGUGGCUCUUUUAGGCAGGAAGCGAGUGCAGAGGAGGUGGCUGGCCUGAACAGGCCAAAUAGUAAGAACCUCUCUGAAACUACUUUUAAGACCAUUUCUGGUGCCUCAGUCAGUGCCAAUGCUUCUACCGCCAGGACUGGCGGCAAUCUGAAUGUUUUGCUCUCUUGUGAUGUCCAGGAGCCAGCUGCUUCAUUUGAGAGCACGGCUUCAUUUGCUGCGAUACCUUUGCAGCCGGUGCCUCGAGGAUCCGGACCCUUGAAUGGCUUUUUAUCGGGGCCAUUGGAGAGGGGCUUUGCUUCAGGCCCUUUGGAAAGAGGGGCAGGAUGCAUGUCAGGGCCAUUAGAUAGAGGUAUGUUUAUGUCCGGUCCUCUUGACGGAACAGAGAGAUGCAAUUUUUCUGCUCCGCUUGGUUAUGGUGAGAAGAAGGCUGGGAUCAAACGGCUUGUGAGGAGUGUGAGCAGACCCAUGAGACGUGCUUUCUCUCGAACAUUUACAAAACGCUUUCAGGGUUCUGGUUGGAUGCAGAGAGUCCUUCUGCAUCCAAGGAGGCAGAUGGUUUGGCGUUCGAAGGAGGAAAAUUUUAGACAACCAACCUCACAGAAUUGUGUUGAUCUUGGGUCGUCUGAACCUGAGUAUAGAAGUACGAGGAACUUACAAUGGGCUCAUGGUAAGGCUGGGGAGGACAGGGUUCAUGUUGUUCUGUCUGAAGAACAAGGGUGGCUAUUCGUUGGGAUAUAUGAUGGUUUCAGCGGUCCUGAUGCGCCUGAUUUUCUUAUGAGCAACCUUUACAGGGCAAUAGAUAAGGAAUUGGAAGGCUUGUUGUGGGAUUAUGAAGAUGAAGUUCAAAGGGGUUCACCUACCACUGUUAUUUCUUCAAGCAAUGUUCCGUGUUCUUCAGAAUGUCUGCAAGAAAAAUGCAUCCAUCCAACGCUCCAGAAUAACAGCGCUGAAAUACAACUUUCUUGUUCUCAAUCGUGUAAUGAUCAAUGGCCAGAAGAAGUUACUCCACCAUCACCAUCAGAACAAAAUGAAAGAGGAGGGAAUCCUAAUGUAGGGGAUGAGUUAGAAAGUGAAUCAGUACGUGGCGAUGACACUUUAGAAGGUACAAUGACGCCCAGGGAAUCAGAUUUUCACGAAGUAGGCGUUGUAAUGAACCAAAACCAGUGUGCAAAUCUUGAUGAAACGAAUGCAGAUGUAGCCACUGACGGUAAUCUAAAGGAUGCUUCUUGCAGCCCUAAAGGUAACUCAUUGAGUACACACAGGAAGAGCAAGCGACUAUAUGAGCUUCUUCAAAUGGAACGUGUAGAAGACUCCAAAACAGUGGAGUAUAGUUUGGCACUGGAUACUUUACGUGGGAACACAGGAGAUCCACUUUCAAAUUUUCAUGGAGAUUUAUGUGCUACAGAGCAUGUAGAAGAGACACAGAAUUUUUCCUGCUCCAUGAGCACCAAGGGAGAAAGUUCAGGUCGCCUUGACGUAGUUGGUUGUGUAAGAGAAAGUGAAGGUACGCUUGAAGGGGCAUCCAAUUGCUCAAGGCAAUUAGUUGAGCCUUCAGUUUCAUCUUCAGGACAAAAGCAGAUGAUGAAGAAAUCAUUGAUUGGAUUCAAGCUGGGACAAAUGUAUAAGAAGCAGAAAUCAUUACGUAAAAAACUUUUUCCAUGGAGUUAUGAUUGGCACAGAAACCAACACCAUCUGGAUGAGACGGUAGCCAAUCCUUCAUUUGUCAUUAGGCGAUGCAAGUCUGGACCUGUGGAUCAUCAUGCUGUACUAAAGGCAAUGGCAAGAGCGCUUAAAACUACAGAGGAAGCUUACAUUGACAUGGUGGAAAAGGCUCUUGAUACAAAUCCCGAGCUUGCACUGAUGGGAUCCUGUGUUCUUGUGAUGUUGAUGAAGGAUCAAGAUGUUUAUGUCAUGAAUCUUGGUGACAGUCGUGUUGUAUUGGCACAAGAUAGACUAAUUGGCUACUAUGGUAGUUCUGAUCUUGGAACAGAUGGUUCAAGGUGCCGAAAUAGGCCAGGGGGCUCUCUGGUUCACAUGGAGCUAGACAGGAUAUCAGAGGAAUCUCCUAUGCGCAAUCAAAAUAACCAUAUUUGCAGUAUUAACAAGAGCAAGGAAAUCUCUCUCUGUGGACUAAAAAUGCAUGCGGUUCAGCUGUCCACUGAUCAUAGUACCAGCAUUUACGAGGAAGUUUUGAGGAUUAAAUCAGAACACACCGAUGACCCUCAAGCAAUAUUGAACGACAGGGUAAAGGGGCAGUUAAAGGUUACUAGAGCAUUUGGAGCUGGUUUUCUUAAGAAGGCGAAGUUUAAUGAUUAUUUGCUGGAGAUGUUCCGGAUUGAUUAUGUUGGGACUUCUCCAUACCUCAGCUGCACGCCAUCGGUAGCGUACCACCAUCUAUGUUCCAAUGAUCGAUUCUUGGUUCUGUCCUCUGAUGGUCUUUAUCAGUAUUUUAGUAACGAGGAGGUAGUUUCACAUGUUGCAUGGUUUAUGGAAAACAUGCCAGAUGGGGAUCCUGCACAAUACCUCAUUGCUGAAUUGCUUUUGCGUGCAGCCAAGAAAAACGGAAUGGAUUUCCAUGAGUUGCUAGAUAUUCCUCACGGGGAUCGCAGGAAAUACCAUGAUGAUGUUUCUGUAAUGGUAGUUUCUUUGGAAGGAAGGAUUUGGAGAUCAUCAGGAUGAUUUUGUUAAAUGACAUGAGUCUCUUUUCUGUGCAUUUCUUGAUUGAACAAUAUGUUCCAACAAGAGGGAUCGAUCAACCUCUUUUCUUGUUUCUUCCUUCUCCCUGUUGAGCUCACUUCUUUUUCCAUGCCUCUCUUUUUUCUUUGAGAUUUUGUAUAAAAUUCUUUAUAGUUGAUUA